This is a messenger RNA of Amoebophrya sp. A120, 185 nucleotides long. The record is from the annotation of a GenBank genome assembly. NCBI's taxonomy places the organism in Eukaryota, Dinophyceae, Syndiniales, Amoebophryaceae.
CAUUACGCUCUCGGAUUCUAGGCUUCGAGACAGUUGGCGUGCAUUUUUCCAAGUUUGUCAUGCGGUUUUCCUUGCGCAAUGCACGCGCAUCUUUUGGCAGCCUAGAUUCUGCCCCGGGAUAACCGACCGAGAAGUUCCAGCUGGACCCGCGUCCAGCAAUUUGCCCGUUCUUGAAGGAGCUCGGC